Molecule: messenger RNA, 3587 nt
Organism: Nomascus leucogenys (northern white-cheeked gibbon)
Lineage: Eukaryota; Metazoa; Chordata; Mammalia; Primates; Hylobatidae
Gene: CBFA2T3
Product: CBFA2/RUNX1 partner transcriptional co-repressor 3
Biological process (GO): negative regulation of DNA-templated transcription; DNA-templated transcription
Cellular component (GO): nucleus
Molecular function (GO): transcription corepressor activity
Source: RefSeq, a predicted model, not a curated record
GGGGCCGCGGGGCCCCGUGAGACUCUCGGGCGAGCGCGCGGCGUUGGAGCCACAGGCGCGGCGGCUGGACCUGGCGCGGGCCGCGGAGGCCGGAGACCGCCCGGGGCGGGGUGCGCGCUUUGUUCCCGCGCGGGGUGGCCGGAGCCGAGUCCCCGGCAUGGCCCGGGAGGCCGCCCCGCGCGCCCCAGCCCCGCCGCGCGCCUGAGCCCGGUGCGGCGCCAGAAGACAGCGCGCAGCCGCUCCUGAGUCGUGGAGGCGGGGACCAAGCUGGAAGGAGCAGCGACUCCCGGACCGAGUCGCGAGUGUGCGCCGUCCGCCGCCCCCCGGAUCCCCCGGAACCCCCGACCCCGCAGUGGACAGGAAGGCUAAGGCCUCAGCAAUGCCGGACUCCCCAGCAGAGGUGAAGACGCAGCCCCGGUCCACACCCCCCAGCAUGCCGCCCCCACCGCCUGCUGCGUCCCAGGGGGCCACACGCCCCCCUUCCUUCACGCCACACACACAUCGAGAGGACGGGCCUGCGACGCUGCCCCACGGCCGUUUUCAUGGCUGCUUAAAAUGGUCUAUGGUCUGUCUCUUGAUGAACGGCAGCAGCCACUCGCCGACAGCCAUCAACGGUGCACCGUCCACACCCAACGGCUUCAGCAAUGGCCCGGCCACCUCGUCCACGGCCUCCUUGUCCACGCAGCACCUGCCCCCGGCCUGCGGGGCCCGGCAGCUCAGCAAGCUCAAGCGUUUCCUCACCACACUGCAGCAGUUUGGCAGUGACAUCUCCCCAGAGAUCGGGGAGCGCGUGCGCACACUGGUGCUGGGGCUGGUGAACUCGACGCUGACGAUCGAGGAGUUUCAUUCCAAGCUUCAGGAGGCCACCAACUUCCCUCUGCGGCCGUUUGUCAUUCCCUUCCUGAAGGCAAACCUGCCCUUGCUGCAGCGGGAGCUCCUGCACUGUGCACGCCUGGCCAAGCAGACGCCCGCCCAGUACCUGGCCCAGCAUGAGCAGCUCCUGCUGGACGCCAGCGCCUCCUCCCCCAUUGACUCCUCAGAGCUGCUGCUGGAAGUCAACGAGAACGGCAAGAGGAGGACACCCGACAGGACCAAAGAGAACGGGUCAGACCGCGACCCGCUGCACCCCGAGCACCUCGGCAAACGGCCGUGCACCCUGAACCCUGCCCAGCGCUACAGCCCCAGCAAUGGGCCACCGCAGCCCACGCCGCCGCCGCACUACCGCCUGGAGGGCAUAGCCAUGGCCCACCACUUCCGGGACGCCUACCGCCACCCAGACCCCCGGGAGCUGCGGGAGCGCCAUCGGCCGCUUGUGGUGCCUGGGUCCCGGCCGGAAGAAGUGAUUGACCAUAAGCUCACAGAGCGUGAGUGGGCAGAAGAGUGGAAGCACCUCAACAACCUCCUGAACUGCAUCAUGGACAUGGUGGAGAAGACGCGGCGCUCGCUCACGGUGCUGCGCCGGUGCCAGGAGGCCGACCGCGAGGAGCUCAACCACUGGGUGCGGCGCUACAGCGAAGCAGAGGACACCAAGAAGGGCCCCGGUCCCACCACGGCCCGGCCCCGCAGCGGCUCCGCGGGUCCUGAAGGGUCUCAGCUAGACGUGCCCCGGGAGUUCCCGCCAAGGACCCUCACCGGCUACAUGCCCGAGGACAUCUGGAGGAAGGCUGAAGAGGCCGUGAAUGAGGUGAAGCGGCAGGCGAUGUCGGAGCUGCAGAAAGCCGUGUCGGACGCGGAACGCAAAGCGCAUGAGCUCAUCACCACGGAGCGUGCCAAGAUGGAGCGGGCCCUGGCCGAGGCGAAGCGGCAGGCCUCCGAGGACGCCCUGACGGUCGUCAACCAGCAGGAGGACUCCAGCGAGAGCUGCUGGAACUGCGGGCGGAAAGCCAGUGAGACGUGCAGCGGCUGCAACGCCGCGCGCUACUGCGGGUCCUUCUGCCAGCAUCGAGACUGGGAGAAGCACCACCACGUGUGUGGCCAGAGCCUGCAGGGCCCUGCGGCCGUGGUGGCUGACCCGGUGCCUGGACCGCCCGAAGCUGCCCGCAGCCUGGGCCCCUCCCUGCCUGUGGGUGCUGCCAGCCCCAGCGAAGCCGGCUCUGCGGGGCCUUCUCGCCCCGGCUCCCCCAGCCCACCCGGCCCACUGGACACCGUGCCCCGCUGACCCCACCGGCCUCCAGCCUGCUGGACACAGCACCGUGCCAACCCCACCCAGCUCCAGACCCGCUGGACGCUGUGCCUGGCCUCUGAUGCCUGGCCUACCAGACACUGCGCCCCGCCUGACCUGGGGGAGCCGACCAAUUAGAGUCACUGCUGCUACUGCCCCUCUCCAAAAGAAGACACAGAACCAACAAAACCGCAUUCGAUGCACCUGCCUCAGCUACCUAAUGACUCCGAGCGGAGACCUCCUGACAACCUCUCUUCAAGCAUCCUCAGAAGCCUCGAUUGAGCUUUAGACAGCAGAGCGGAUGCCGCGGGCGCGGUGGCUCUGCCCACCUCUCUCUUUCUUUUCCUCUCUCUCUGUCUCUCCUCCUCUGUCUUCUCUAUCCUCUCUCUCUCUAUGACUAUCACACACUUUCUCUUCCAUGAAAAAAUUGAAUUGGUGGCUUAUAUUUUCAGCAAAGAAUUUUGGGGGGUUUUGUUUGUUGGCAAAAGAGCUACUCAGAAAUGGACAAAGAAAACUGGAGGGUUCUCCCCCUCCUGAUUAAAAAGGGAGAAAGAAAACUGCAAUUUUAUAGCCAGAGAUCUGAACCCAGCUGUGCCCCUCCCCCAGGGGCGUGAGGCUGAUCAGCGAAGACGGGAGGAAAGAUUUCGAUUUCUGACUCAAGAAGCAUUUUUGGUUUCAUUUUUUUUUUCCUGUAAUGUUAAACUCUUUUGCUUUAAGUAAAAAUCCAAAAAGUUUUUUUUAAAAAAAGCAAAGGAAGCAUACUUGUGAACUACCUUGCUAGCUAGCCAGCCAAGGAUACCGGACAGACCUCUGCUCGAAAGGAAGUCCAAAAAAGCAAACACAAGAAAUCAAAAUCCAAAAUUUAUUUGUCACUGCCAAAGUAUUUUUUUCACUGUUUUACUUGCUCUUGGGUUUGUUUGGAUGUGGGUCUUUUUCCCUUCUGUUUGGUUUUGUUUGUGGGUGUCGGGAUAUUGGGGUGCAGAGGGUUUGUGCCCAGUGAGAAGCGACUUUCGUUCCCUUCCGCGUAGGCAUUGGUGCGUCCGCCGCCUGUGCGCGGUCUGUGUGCCAUUGCUCCGGCCUGCGUCUCCAUGUGUGUCGGAAAGGACACGCCGUCUGUCCUCACGCCCCCUGUGACUUUUCAUAUUUCCUUUUUCCACUUGUGGAAAAAAAGUCCUAAAGUUUUCUUCCCAGAGAGAGCAUAAUUCCGAAACAAAACUGUGACAAUCUUUUGGGUUGAUUCUCGACUGCUUUCGAGCAUGCGGAGCCAGCAGGGCUCCCUGAAACACUGCUUCUCGGCCAGCCCGUCCUCCUCUACCUCUCUCCUCUCCGUGCCCUCCGACCUCUCUCGGCCCCAUUGCCCCAACUCCAACCUCUCUCGGCCCCAUCGCCCCACUGCAGCUACUCCCCUUUCUUCCAAACUUUUGCA